This is a messenger RNA of Pedinophyceae sp. YPF-701, 1737 nucleotides long. NCBI's taxonomy places the organism in Eukaryota, Viridiplantae, Chlorophyta, Pedinophyceae. The record is from the annotation of a GenBank genome assembly.
AUGUCGAACGUGGAUGCCCCAAAGCCUGGUCCUGUUGCCCACGCGGGGGGCAGGUCUAGCAAGCGCAAGUCCCUAGACUUCUUCUCGCGAAACCUGCAAGGCUCCGGCUCGCUCACGCCCCACUUGCCGGAGGGCACGAAGCGGGAGGACUCCGUGAAGAACGCGCUGCCACGGCUGGACGAGCACGAGGACGAGAGCGCUGCCGACGACGACACGGAGACCGUGCCGCGGCAGAAUAGCUCGCCCGCGGUCUCCACCAACUUCCUGGGUCCCUCGGACGCCGACACGGAGGGAAUGGUCAACGCGCGCACCGUCACCACGGCGGGAAACACCAUCUUGUACGGAGCUGCCUCACGGCCGGGAGUGCAUCCUGUGCAGGGCACGAAGGUGAACCAGGACGGAUGGGUCGCGGUGGAGAACUUCGCGCACUCGGACACGCUGGUUCUCGGGGUGUUUGACGGGCACGGGACGAACGGGAAUCAUGUCUCCAACUUCCUCAUCCACGUGCUGCCAGAGUGCUUGCAAGCGGAGAUCUCGCAGAGCAACGCCGGCAAGCUCACUCCCGGCGUGCUGACAGCGGCGUUCACCGAGUGCGACCUCAUGUUGCGCGAACAGGACGGGUUCAACGUGCACAUGUCGGGGUCGACGGGCGUCCUGGUGGCCUUCCAGGGCAACAACCUCGUCCUGGCGAACUUGGGUGACUCGCGGGCGGUGCUGGGGUCGAUGGAGGGCAACACGGUCAAGGCAACCGCCCUGACCACGGACCACACGCCGGACCUCGAGGCAGAGGCGCAGCGGGUCGUACGCAGCGGUGGCGAGAUUCGCCCUCUGAUGUUCCGCGGGGAGUUCUUCGGCCCGCAACGGGUAUGGGUGCGCGGCACGAACCGUCCGGGCCUGUGCAUGACGCGUUCGUUCGGCGAUGUCUACGCUCACAUGGUGGGCGUCACCCACGUGCCCGAGGUGACAGUCGUCCCGGUGAAGGCCAGCGACAAGUUCCUGGUGGUGUGCUCGGACGGCAUCUCUCAGUUCAUGAACGACGAUGACAUCAUGCGCGAGGUCUACAACGGAUACAGCAUGGGGCACCCGCCGCACAUCGUCGCCCGUCAGCUCUGCAUCCUUGCCGCACGGGAGUGGACCAAGUACGACACAUGCAUCGAUGACUGCACUGCGAUCGUUGCAUACCUCACGCCCGGUGCUGGCGAGGAGAGAGGGCUAGCCGCGCAGCUGGCGAGCACGGCGAAGCGCAUCUCCAGCCGCGACCUCGCGGAGAACGCGCAGAACACGGGCAGCCCGAAGUCGAUGCUCGUCACGCAGAGGUCCUCGCUCCCCGCCCACCGACGUCACAGCAUGGACUACCGCCAGUCGCCGCUCGGGAUCGCGCCCGUGCUGCCGCGGCAGGCUAGCCCCCGGGUGGCGCAGGCUGGCGCUUCGCCUGUGUCCAACGGCAUCGGGGGGCGCCUGAACAAGGAGAUGCGCAGGUCCUCUCUGGGCCAGCGGCCAGGCGCGCAACGGUCGACGUCGUCUGCCGAGAAGUCGGAAGAGUAUGCUGAGGACGGCUCGCUCAUGAGGUCGCUCAAAACGGCGCUCGCUGGCAAGCUCUUCAAGUCCCGCCGUCCCAGCGCUCCUGUCGGUCACCGCCCAGGCGGGAUGACGGGCAGCGGUGCGGGAGACACCAGUGCGAACAGGGUGCGGGCCGCGGAGCAAGGCAUGCAGAACCUGAACGUCAAUCGUCGCUGA